AUGGUUGAUCACAUGAAUCGGGUUAGAUUAGUAAGUAACAAAAAAAAAAAACAACAAAUUUCUAUUUAUUUUUGUAUUUCAUGGAUAUUUUAGAGUGAAAUGAUUAGUACUCAAGGUCUUAUUCAUGAUGAGAAUUUUCGUCCUAUUGAUGCUGUCGUUUUACUUGGUGAACCCAUUCAAUGGGAAAGAUCAUUACAAGUUAUUAUUGAUCUUCUUUUAACUGAUGGUAAUCCUUCUAUUGUACCAGAUGAUUCAAAUACUAAACAUGAUCAUAUACCUAUUAUUGCUUGCAAUAGAGAUCUUGUAUUUAAAGCUGCUGCAGAUUUACCACGUUUUGGUCAUGGUGCUUUUCUUACAUGUUUAGAAACAUUAUAUAAAAAUAUAAGUGGAAAUGAUCUUAAAUAUACAGCAUUUGUUGGUAAACCAUUUGAAAUUUCAUAUCAAUAUGCUGAAACAAUAGCUAAUCAAAUAGCAUUAGAUAAUGGUCAAUCAAAAAUUGAAAAAAUUUAUUUUAUUGGAGAUAAUCCAGAUGUUGAUAUUGUUGGUGCAAAUAUGUAUAAUCAUUUAUUACAACAAACGAUGAAUUCAAGAACAAGUAUUAGUGGUUAUAGUUUAUUACCUGAUUCGAAAUAUUUAAGUGCAAAAUUAUGUGAAUCAAUUUUAGUGUGUACAGGUGUUUAUGAACCAAAUAAACAAAAGAUUAAUGGUAAAAAUCCAUGGAAAUUACCAACAACAAUUAAACUUGAUGUUUGGGAAGCUGUUAAAUAUAUUCUUUUAAUGGAAACAUGUCCAUGGAUUAUUAAUUGUUAA
This is a messenger RNA of Rotaria sp. Silwood2, 810 nucleotides long. Lineage: Eukaryota; Metazoa; Rotifera; Eurotatoria; Philodinida; Philodinidae. The record is from the annotation of a GenBank genome assembly.